AUGCACAUUGCUGCUCGUGUGUGGGCAGCGCUGGGAUUCCUCGAAAUGCGCUGGGAAGGGAGGGCGGAGGAGAUGUCACCUUAUGCUACAGGGCCGUCCAGCCCCGAAGAUGCCGAGUCGUUUCUGUGGGGGCUGGAAGAGUACUUGAGCUUUUACCGCGCAGGCUCGAAGGGCCCAUCGGCGGCGGUGCUGGUAGAGGUCACGGCGCUCCUCCGCAACGGGCUGUGGCGCGUUCUCUUCAACGCCGUCUUCUACUGCCUCACCGUCCUUGACAAGCACCGACGUCGCCGUGGCCCGCUCUCAUGCAGGGAGGCUGAGGUUCAAACUGGUGGCGCGGAGGACACGUACGAGGUGGUGUACUCGUCGUCGUCAGAUGCGGACGGCGAGGAUGCAAAGGAGGCCUCGCUGAGUCGUGAAGCGCCGGUACGGUUGGUGUGGAAGUACCCGGGUGAGUCAGACGAGGAGCGCCUGGCGCGCUGCGUGCGGGAUCCUUUGCCACCUAACAGCCCCCUGUGGUCUGGGUUGCCCUCCGCCGCCUGGGAGCGAGAGGCAGACGGCGCUAGUAUGCUGCACAGUGAUCUCCACGAUAUCCAGCGACCGUCAUCUCGAUGCCCGCUCGAUGAGGUCUAUGGCGGCCGUCUGCGCACCGCCUUGCCCAUCACUGACUGGUACUUGGUGUUGCGCUGCCUGGCCCAGGUGGGGUAUCGGCGAGACGCCUUUUACCUGCAAACACCAUUCGACGCUUCGCCGCAGGAGCUCGUCCUCGCUCUGCUAUGGUUGACGCAGCGGUACAAGAUGCUAGCAGUCGCUGAGUACGUGGAGUUGAACCGCCGGUACGCCUUCUUGCUUCAAUACCACGUCAAUGACGCGUUUCUGUACGGUUCUUCGGCGACCGGAGGCUCACCACGGCCUGCGUGCGCCACAGCGCGUGAGAGACUUCUCUAUCACCUGUCACAUGCCUCAGCGUGGCCACCCGUGAGCUUUGACGAGAACGCGACGAUCGCCGCGCGUCUUGCCCAGCUCGAGCGUUGCUUAGGCAAGGCGACGUCUUCUGGUGGUCGUAGUGCUUCAGCGCAGCUGUGUGUGCCCACUGGUUCCUCUGCAGCGACGCUGCACGUGCGGCGCCUCAUGGCGGUGCGGCGGCUCCUGGGACUCUCCUUCAACCGACUUCACCAGGCUUUGCAGCGUCAGGCGGAACAGGUCACCCUCCUUGGUCUCCACUCCCCACUCGAUGCGCAGCUGUGCCGUGAGCACCAUCACGCCCUGUACGAGGAAGUCACUGCAGGUCUCGCUCACGUGCAGGCAACGCAGCAGCGGCUGCAGACGGCGGCGGACAACCUCGCCAAGGCAGGGUCGCUUGUGGCGUUUCUUCUGCGGUACGAGGAGUCAACAGUGUCCGCGGAGGAGGUGCUUUUGGGACUGGAGGAGGACGACGCGACGUGGCUGUCUCACGGCGACCCAGCGGAAGGGGACGCGAGCGACACGGAGGCGACGCUGGCGAGAGGAAAGCGCAACGAAACAGAGGCCGAUCGGUGGCGCCGUGCGGUGCGGCGUGGCAAGCUGCCCGUCUCGCAGUCAGCGCCAGAGCACGCCUCUGCAGCGCUCGCGACGUCAGCAGCCUCGCUUGCUCAAGCGAUUUCGAGAUUUCGAGCCGCCCACGUGAGAGCCACUCUCACUGAGACGUGGAGGCGACUGCUGCGGCGCAGUCACGUCGCGCCGCAGAAGGUUCCGCCGGAGAGCCUGCGCUUCUUGUUGGAUACCGAGGCGCAGCAGGUGCAGGAAGCCCGCGUGCGAGAGAACAUGAGAUGUCGCUACUCUCUGCAAGCAGCCUUGGCUGCUGAGCUGGCAGUGCUUGGGUAUCAGACUCAGCAGCGGCGCCACCAUUGUCAUUCUCACAGUUCUCCGCGGGGUGGGGACGGUGGCGCUGUGAGCUCAACGAAUUUGGCGGAAGAGACGCGGACUGUGGAUGACAGCAAGGACGUCGAGGCUCGACCUGUGCAAGUGGCGCUGCCGCCGCUGGACCUUGUCACCAACGCCGGCAUCGCUUUUGCGCAGCUGCGGUCUGAAGAGACGGUCUAUGGCUCGGUUACGCUGGGAAGCGCGGAGCUACAGCUGACGGAAGUGGGUGAUCCAGCGGCAGGAUCGACCACCUCAGCGCGCUUGGAGCUGGAGCGUCUGCAGGCCUGGGAGGAGCAGCUGGAUGCCCAGCUAAGAGUACCGGCGGAAACGACCGCUCGCAUGGAGUACUGCAAGGGGCUCUUGAACGCGCUGUACCAUAAGUACGGCCUACGUAUUGCCACACCCGUCGCGCAGAAGCCCCCCAGCCAGCUGUUGCCGAGUGCCAAGUGA
Molecule: messenger RNA, 2349 nt
Organism: Leishmania major strain Friedlin
Lineage: Eukaryota; Euglenozoa; Kinetoplastea; Trypanosomatida; Trypanosomatidae
Exons: 1
Coding region: 1-2349 (782 amino acids)
Source: RefSeq, a predicted model, not a curated record